This is a messenger RNA of Paramecium octaurelia, 1034 nucleotides long. The record is from the annotation of a GenBank genome assembly. NCBI's taxonomy places the organism in Eukaryota, Ciliophora, Oligohymenophorea, Peniculida, Parameciidae.
AUGAAUUUCGAUGAGAUCUACACAAAUGUUUCGGUAACUUUGCAAAGUGUUGCAGAAUAUGUUCAACAUCAUUUGCUUGACUAUGAAUAUUCGAUAUAUAUUUUAAUUGGAAUAGUUUCACUCAUAGUUGGGUUUAAAAUUGGGUAUUGUUUAUUUUAAAUAAUUAGAAAAUCGGAUAUAUUGGUUUCCAAGAAAUAAAUAAGAUAAUUAGAAUAAUUUAAGUAUCUGAAGGAAUAAAAGGAAAAAUCUAAAGAAUAGCUGCUAAAUGAAUUUUAAAAGCUAACCAGAUUCUCUAAAAUAUUUUAUUUUCUAAUAAUAAUGGUCAACUCAGGCUUAUACUAUUUUUAAAUAGAAGUAGGAAGCAUUCAAAGUUAGAUUGCUAUUGGCUUAGGUUUGAUUAUUCUAACAGAAGGAUAUAAAGUAUAUGAAAAAUAUAGAUUAAGCUCAAUUAAACAAAAUUUGGAGCAAAAUGAAAAGGAAAUUAAUCAAAUUAUUCACGACAUUUAAAAAGUAUUUAUUAAGCAUAUUCAAAGAAUUUAGGAGAGGAAUUGCGAGCGAUCUUAAAAAAAGAGGCUUUAAUUGAGCAAGGUGAUUAUAUUAAGAAAAAGCUGGAAGCUUCUGAGAUUUUAUUGAAGUAACAAUACGAAGAAAAGUAUAAAGGUUAUAUAGAAGAAUUAAAGAAAAAAAUUCAAAUCCUUGAGAAUAAGGAAUUUAAAUAAUAGGAAGAAAUUUAGAAUUUUAAAAGAACUAAUUAAGUUCAUAAAACGGAGCCUCUUAUAAAAAUACCAAGUCAAAAGAAAACUGAAGAUCCCACCAUUGCUUAAUUAAGGAAGGAGAUUGCGCAUUUAGAAAAGGAAGGAAAAAUAUAAAAGAACAUGAUUUCAAAGGUGAUUUAAUUUGAGUGGUGUAGAGAAUGCAUCGAAAAGAAAAUUCAUUGUAUAGAAGCUUAUUGGAAAUAUGCUUAAGCAGUAGGGGAUGAAUAUUAAUCGAAGUUGAAGUAAUUAGAGUAUGAGGAGCAGGCUCAAAACUGAUAG